Molecule: messenger RNA, 10850 nt
Organism: Pseudopipra pipra
Lineage: Eukaryota; Metazoa; Chordata; Aves; Passeriformes; Pipridae
Gene: IYD
Product: iodotyrosine deiodinase
Exons: 6
Coding region: 9738-10460 (240 amino acids)
Cellular component (GO): plasma membrane
Molecular function (GO): oxidoreductase activity
Source: RefSeq, a predicted model, not a curated record
CCAGCUGUACUGACCCUUAUUGGCUUUUAAUGUGCCCAGUAUCACUCAAACUCCUGUAACCUGAUGCACAACUUCACUUUUGAAACUCUACUACAGAUGAGUCCUUCCUUUCCUGUGCCUCGAGGGAUAUAAAACAGGGUGGAAAAAAAAGCUUGGAAAUUCUUUCAGAUAAAUGCUGGUAAGUUCAUGUAAUUUUUUCUGUCCACCAGAGGUGAGUGUAGGGGAGAGCUUACAUGCUGUGACUCUCAGUUUUCUGCUGAAGGUAUGGCAGAAGGGGGGUCUUUCAGCUGGAGGCAUUCUACCUUUCUUCCAUUAUGCACCUUUCUGAAUUCUCAAGAAAUUCCAAUGGCCCUCAGAAAAGGCUUGCCUGCAGCAUUUUAAAUUUAAACCUCAUGUUUUGCUGAAGUUACAGUUUAGCUCUGGAUUCCUAAAGAGUGACUGAGCAAAUUUUUUUGAAAUUGUGAAAUGAAAUCAGUGCUUCAGGGAAAUCAGAGAGAGCUUGUGAAUUCAUCUGUUUUUGUGUUGGGAUAUCCAGCUGUUGUUGUCAGCAUUAUCAGUGGGAUGUCUUUGGUUCUGAAAGAGGCCCAUGUGAAUGAUGUGUCUUGCCACAGGAAGACUGUCUCUCCUUGGUCUGUGCUCCUUGCAGAGGAUCUCAUGUAGCUAGAUCUAAAUGACCAAGUUUGUAUAAACAUCACCCUUUGAAGGAGGGAAUGUUACAGGAAAAGCUUCAACUGCUGAGGUAAGGGGCCUUUUGUUAGAUUUUUCACUCAACUCUGGAGGCAGGAAUCGGUGGGGUUAGUAAAGAAAUCUUACUUACCAGCAAACCUGAUGUUUGAGUGGGCAAGUACUUUUGCUGGAAAACCUCUUGGUUUGUAAGCCUUUACAUUGAGAGCCUUUUUUGAACUCCUGGGUUUAGUAUAUCCAAAAUUGGGAAAAACCUUUUGAUUUGAGACUUGCUGUCAACUCUUUAGUUUAGAGUUUUGAGCUGGAGUCUGAACUGUGUGCUUGUGGGUACUGUUCCCUGACUCAUAAAUUUAUUCACAUGCAUUUGAUACAUGGGUGAAAAAACUGAGAGCAUGUAAUAUACCUUUUCAAGUUCUGAGGUGGUUACAGCUGCUUACAAUUUUGCAGGUGGUAUUUGGAAACAACCCAAAGUAUGAACAAUAAGAGUUCUAGCAAUUUCAACAUCCACAGAUGCAUUUUGUGACUUCACUAACAAUUCUAUUAUAACUUUCUUUCCUUUAUAAUAAUGGUGUGCAAAAUCAGAAAUGUGAAUUAAUCGCAACUGCACCAGUUCUUUCCUUUCCUACAGCAAAAUACUAUCCACAAGUAUUUUUUCUUUCUGUUGUUUGACUAAAAGCUGCCCACCCAAGUCUAUGCAUGACACAUUUGUGUCUUUUGUCCUACUCAUCUUGCACUGAAGUAGCAGUGGAAAGUAGCAGUCUACUCCUUCUAAAACCGGUAGGUUUGAUGGUACACUUAGAAAUAGUGAAGACUGGGACAGCACUUACUAUUUUCUUGCAUUAUGUAGAUGGGACAAGUCACUACUGUGAAGAGCUUCCUCUCCUCCAGCUCCACGGAUUUUGCUGUCUUACAAGUGUCAGUGAGCAAAACCAAGCUCUAAAUAGCUUUUGUUUGCAGCUGGCCUGAUUUUCCCAGGGACUUACAGGGUCUCAUUCUUGCUAAUUUUUACUUAAUGGAGAUACUCUUGGCCUUGGUGUGAGAAAAGAAUUGACCCAUUCACUAAACAUUUAAUUGUGCUUUAUGUCUUUAUACUGUGUGGGUGUUCUUGGCUUUGGGGCAAUAUUCAAGGGGCGUAUCAAUAGCACACUGUUACUGAAACAACUUGAAGAGCCCAGGCUCUUCUCUGCCUUGGCUUUCAUGAGAAGGGCCAAGUCUGGCUGCAAUGAGAGCUUCCUCUGGGCUUUUUAAGCGAAAGGAAUGAAUGAAAGGAACUAACGUCCCUCCUUAUAAAUAUGGUAGUGAAGCUGAGGUUUUUGUUUUGGAAUUGAAGUGCCUCUCCAGUGUAUAAAGAUCUCCUGCAAGAGCAUGUUUUCCUGGGGUCUGCUUCAUGGCAUAAUUAGCCUUUGCAUGUUUUACAGCAGGAGCUGACAGUGUGAUGUCUCCCAUGAUUGCUCUUCCAGUUGGCUUAGAAAGAAGAGGAAAGUGCUUGUAAUCAUAUUUAUUGUGCCUUAUGAGGCUGCAGUGACUGGGUAGUGUAUUCCUGUGGCACAGAAAAAGAUGAGCCAUUCAUCUGCUGGUGUCGCUUUUGUUCCUUCACCCCAACAGUGGGGUUUACUCCUAAAGUUGUCAUGCAUGCAGGGAACAUGAGGGGAUAUGUGGAAGGGAAUUUUUUCUAAUCUCCAAGAACACGACCAAGAAAACUGAGAGCAAAAUAUCUGCUCUGUUUGUGCACUUCAAACUCUUUGACACAGAGUCUUGGCAAGAGUUUCUGGUACUUUAUGCUGUUAGGUAUAAUAGUGUAUGUGAAAUUGAAAUUACUGAGUGAUCUAUUUCUAUGAUGGUUUUUCAGAUUUAAGACAAUCUUUAUGUAAGCAUGCACCUCCAUGGUAAAAAAAAAAUUACUUGGGCCACAUCAAUGGAGAGCCUGUUUGCUUGGACACUAGAAGAAAAUAGAGGUCUCAUUCUGAACAAACAGCUGAACUUAAAACUGGUGAAGUGCUGCAACAAAAGGACAAAUUGCUUCUUGGGUGUAUAAGAUUUGUCAUUGCCAGCAUCAUGCACAGAUGGUAAACAGGUACUGAAUAACUGUAUGCAAUGCUUUUUAAAGGGUGUUGAGAUUUAGGGAGGAAGUCAGAAAAGAAAGCAAAUGUUGGAAAGUCCAGGAAAAAAUCACUAAGAAAAUAACCUGUUAUGUGUUUAGCUGUUAAGAAUGCAGAGAAGUCUUGCUUUGCUGCAUAUAUUUCUGUAUGGGAAGAAAAUGAGAGAUGAGAGUGUUUUCAUGUAUUGGAGAAAAGCAUAAGGAGGAGGAAUACCUGGAAGAUAAAGGAAGGAAAAUUGAAGUAUGGAAGAAGAUAGAGCAUCUUGAUGGUGAUUGGUGAGGAGCCCCUUGAGCUUGCUAAUGUGGGAAUAGGGUGAGAUUGACAUCUAAUAUUAUCUCCAAAUUGAAAUCGUAUGCUUUUCUAGAAAAGCAUUCACUAGAUGAGUUUAUUCAACUUCAGUCAAGGUAAUCAAAGACCUUAAAACUCUAGACUUCUGCUUCAUGGGGUUUUGUUUGUUUGUUUGGGGUUUUUGGUUUUUGUUUGUUUGUUUGUUUGUUUGUGGGCAUUUGUGGGUUUUGGUGGGUUGGUUGGUUGGUUUGUUGGUUUGGUUGGUUUUAGAUUUUUGUAAAGCAGAGGAAACUAAUAAGAAACUGAUUUCUAUGUAUUGUGGCCAUGUAACUACAUGCUUGUGUAGGGGUCAAGUCAGAUUACCAGUAAUAGCUACACAUAUUAUAUACAACUCUAUUACUUUUUACUUGACUUUCAUGUUUCUAUUAUUUUUUUCUGGAAGUAAGCAAAUAGUAAGUGUGAGUGUAAUUGAAGUUGCUAUUGAAAGCUAGAGAGCUUCAAGUGAUGAAGAGAAAAUGUGACUAGAAAGUACUUGGUGCUGCAAAUUUUAUUUUUACCGCUGGAGGAUUCUGCUGUCAGUGUAAAUACAGAAUGUUUCUGAAGUUUUGAAAUUAUUAUUCAUAAUAAUCUAACCUAGUGCUGAUUGGGUUUUAUUUGUUUUGGGGUUUUUUUUGGUACAACUAAUAACCAAAUUCUCUGAGAUAUUAGCUUCCACUAUUUACAGACUUCUCUGUUUUCCAACAAAAAUUGACAUUAGCUUUUUAAAGAAACUGAGCAAUUUUUAAAAUGUAUAUAAGGCUGAAAAUUCUUUUGGAGGUGCAGUUAACAGGUUUUGUUUGGUAGUAAACUCAGAUGUCUUCCUGCAUUUUUUCCUUCUAAGACCAAAAUCAAAACUAUCCUGUGAUAUCCCUUAGCAGAGGUUUCAGUCUGAGUAACUGUAUAAUACUGGGUUGGACUUGAAGCACAUAACUAAGUGACAAAAAAUGUAGGAGCUGACCCACUUCAAGGACAGAGAGUUGUUUGGCUACUGCUUCUAGGGGGUAUGGGGGGAUCAGAGCACAUGAAACUUUCCUGGCUCCUUAAAGGAGGAUCCUACAUUAGUGUCAGCCCAGGCUUUGUGGUUAAGUUCAUGUCAUGCAACCCACAGUCAUAAUGGGGCUUGUGGGAAUUGUAGCAGUGUGUACUACCACAUAUAUGGAGAACUAGGUCAUGCAGGUCUGUGACAGGAUUGCGCUUAUCCAGGAUCCACAUUUCCCUUAAUGUUGCUUGACCUGAGGCAAAACCAGGUUGGAAUAACCUUUAUUUAUUAUACUGAUUUGCAGUAAAGAAGGACUUCCAAUAGGGAUAGUAUGUUGAAACUCCCAUAUACCUGUUGUCUCCUAGUUAGAGAAGCCAAUUUGUGACAGUGGUGGCUGUGCAGACCCUGCAGACAGAUCUCCUUACAGCUCUGUCUGAACCUGGCUUUGGGUCUGAGCCUACCUUCCUAUUUGUUUGUUCUGUCUCUACUACUUCAGGAAGCCUCAUAAAGCAAAUGAAAAGGCUUCAAUGGGUGCUUCAGGCUUGUCCCACAACCAGUACUGAGCCAGAGCCAUAUCAAGACUACAAAGAGUGUGCCAUGAUGGUGCUUGAGACAGAGGCACUAGAACUGACUUGGAAGUGUUUAAGGCCAAAUUGGAUGGUGGUUUGAGCAACCUGGUCUACUGGAAGGUGUCCCUUCCAUUAGGGUUGGAACUAGAUGAGCUUUAAUCAAUUCUUCCAACUCAAACCAUUCCAUGAUUCUAUGACUUAGUGAACUAUGACUGUGGCAGGCUGGAUAGAUGGGCUUCAGGUGUGUUCUAAGAGUUGCCACAAUGGAGAGGACUUCUGGAUGCUGCAUGUUGGUUGCUUCUGUUGUACCUAGACAACACUGUGGGCAGAGGGGGACAGUGCAUUGCCUGAUGCCUGUAGAAGUGUAAUGGAUCACUUGCAUUUUUUAACUACCACAUCAAAUAAAAAAUGGAGUUGAAUUCAACCUGCAAGUGGGCACUCAGACAGUUUUGUACCUAGUUUCUGCAACUAACCAUCCUCAAUGAAAUGCGUGUAUUCUGUUGUGUCUCUCCAGACUUAAUUUCAAGCCUACCAGGGCAGUAGUUACUAAAUGAGUUUUGCCAUCCAUUGCUUCCAGUACCUCAUGGUGUGUUUGCCUACAGUUUGCAUUAAUUUUCCCCGUUCCUCCAACUUUAACAGCUUGAUUAUUUCUCUUAGGGACCUUUUACUAUUCAGUGGAAAUGUGUCAUGGUGCUAUAUCUGCCACAGUGGCUCUGCUGUUAAUACCAAGUCAAUCCAAAAAACUAGAAAAGGUGCAGUAAAAUUUAGUGUCUUCUGAUUUACGACCUUGUAUUGCUGGAGCUUACUCACUUUUUGCCUUAUUUCUUUACUUCCCCAAGUAAGUUUUCAUCAGUGUGUGAAUGCAACUCAGCCACACAUUGUAAUGAGAGAACAAAGCUUCUAGAGCUAAUCAGUUUUUCUUACAUUCUGAGAAAAAAAUAUAAAUGUGGUUUUUAUUUUUCCUCCAAAUAUCUGGAAGAUGCUCCAGUAGCAUUUGCAGGGCUGCAGAAAUGUUCCUGUUUAGAAACCUGAGGGUGUAGUGCAAGUAAGGGAUCGAGGAAUAACUAGUGGCAGACACACAAACUCUCCAAAUGAAGACAUUCUUAGUGUCCUUGCGAAAAAAAAAAACUGUCCAUGUCUCCUAAACUCAGUGCUUGUCAGAGAUGAACUUACUUCCAUCAGGCUGCACUGGGCUUUGCACUGGGUCUAGGCAGUGGCCUGGUGGAGAGAUGAGUACUGAUUCUUCGGGAGUAAUGUAGAUAUAAGCACCUUAGUGUAAUUGCUAUCAGCUAAGUUGCUCAGCGCUGAAUCAGUGUUUGGGUUGUUACUAAGCCAGUGUGUCAGGAAGAGCACUGGUAGGAUGUGUCAUCACUCUUUUCCAUUUUGCAGUGACUGUGAUAUGUGUGGUCUCUGCUGCCACUGCCACUAAGGAAUACUGCAGUUUUUCAGGCUUGAAAUUAGGAAAGAGCAUGUUUUUUACUUGGGAGGGACAGUAGUUUGUUACCAACCAACAUAUAAAUAACUUUGUUCCUCUGAUAUACGUACCUAAAAAGCAGAUCUUUCAAAUAGGUAUAGCUGUAUGUAUGCUAUUACUAACCAAUAAUGUCUGUUUUUGUGAGAAGAUGAAGCUGUUAAAUGUUCUUUUAUCUGAACUCAUUUAAUUCAUGCUUCCUAAACUCAAUUGCCCUUUUAACAUAGAAUUCACAGUUAUCAGAAAAGCUUUAACCUAUUUGGGGAAUUUUUCUAGUGCUGCUUUAGUCUUAAAAUCAGGCACAAAAUGAUUACAUAUUGGAAAAGGGCUAUAAUAUUUAAGAUUCCCCGCUUUACAGUUAUCUCAAAGGUAUUUCUGUUUCCAUAUCAACAAUGCACCACAGUAGUGCAUGUUUUAUAAUGGCAAAUCCUUAGAAUUUUAAUAGUUUACCUCAAGUAUCUGCUCUUUCUUUUGUCCUCUGAUGUGCCUUGACCAAGAGCUGCCGCUUAUCACAUUGUAUUGAUUAUUUCUUCAUCUGUGAAGCUGUACAUUCAGCUCAGCACUUAAUCACUCUGAGGCUGGAUUUUUUGUCCUUGGGACAAGGACAAUAUGUUUAAAACUCUUCAAAAAUUAAAAAUUUUAAUGCUUGAUUUGAGUGAAGUGAUAAUUGUUUAACUUUUCCCUUUCUGAUUACCUUUGAAAUCUGAAAAUCUGAUCACUUCCUGAAGUUAGUAUGAUUUUCUCAGUUCUGAUCUUGUUAGAUGCUUCCUAAUUCAUUUUCUACUUGUAUUUCUUAUAGUUUUUAUUUAUGGUUGCAGUUGGUGUUCUCUCUGACAACUGUUCCCCCUCCCUCAAAAUUCUUCUCUUGUGCUCUCAUACCUUUUGCAACAGAAAUUCAAGAAUGUAAAAAUUGUGCCACCUCUGCAGCACCAGCAAAGAUAACUUGGCAGGGAUUCAAGAGAGAUCAAAUAAAUCAGAUUAACCCACAGUAUUGCUGGGUUUUUUUUCUGGAGAAAGUUAGGCUAUCAUGCCCAGCCCACUUCUGAGUUUCGUAUUUUCUCUUUCUUGCACAAGCAAACUCUUCCCUAGGAGAAUGUUUUUAUUUUUCUAGUCCAGAAGUACCCAAAAUAAAGUGCUUAAAACUCUGGGAGUUGGUUCAAAUAUGUUAGAUGAAACUCAUUUACAAGGUUGGCUUUUUGAAAACAGAAAUAAGAUUGUGACUGUUCAGAGGUUUCGUAUCCAACCACUGAGUCUUGUUACUAGAAAUUGUGGAGCAAUUGUCAAAUAUGCAUCAGGGCAGGGACUCCAGGUCAAACAGCUGGCAUGGUACAGGAAUAUGCUGACUUUCCACUUCUUUCAAAGUUUCCUCACUGUCUGAAACUUACUCAUCUCAAAUGCUCAAGAAUUAUGAGGCAAGUAAUGUUGGCACUCUGAGGCUAUGGAGUCCUGAAUCUUUUAUAAUGCAUAGUUUGAUUGUUUCUUGAGAGAUGGUUUCUCAGAGGUCUCUUGUAAGUUGUUCAUACAGUUGAUGGGGGACUGAAUCUUCCUUUCCCAUCUCCAGCAAUUUCAGGAACAGAAAUCCUAGGAAAGAUUCUGGGCUUAUGAUAAAAAAUAAAGGUCAGGGACGGUCAGGGAAAUAACAUUUGUAGAUGCUGGAGGUAACCAUGCUCCUAUUUUGCCACUCUGCCUUUUUUGGUGCAUUUCAUGUAGCCCAUGGAGCUCUCCCUGUGCUGGUAGGACCUCAGGUCUGCUUGUGCAGAGAAGCCUCUGAGGUAGAUAAGCUAGGUAAAAUUUAAAUAUGCUGGUGUCACUUGGCAUUAGAGCUGAUUUAGCUUGCCCUUUAUCCAUUUAAAUGCAGACUUCUCAUUUCAUUAACUGGAAAGCAACCUUCAUUUAAAAUGAGUUAGUGAUGGGGGCUUUUAUGUAUCACUUCAUCCAUGCUUUACUGCAGUACAUAGGGUGGAAGAAACAGUUUUUGGAUGUGUGCUAGAAACAAUCAGCUCUUUUUUGGUGUAAAUAGUUGAGGACAGAGAGAAAUAAGCUCAUUUUAAAUAUGUGUUUAGAUUGAAAGUGUGUUGCAGUGGAGCCUAGCUAUCACCCCAAGCAAUUAUAUUUCCAAUUUUGCCCUUUGGGGACAGAAAAAGGCUGUCAAAUGCUGGGUUGUCUGCAAAUCAAGAAAGCCUUUUGAGUUCUUUUUGUUGUUAAAAGUGUCACUUACUGAGAGCAAACAAUUCUAAUAAAUGAAUGGUAGUUGAUGCUCAAAACUUGGCAGAAAGUUUCAAAGCUGUGUAAGGGCAUUUGGGAAAUGGAUACACAGCUUUCUGUGCCACAUGUUUGAGGGAAGCUCCAUAGAGAGAGCAAACUAAAAUGACAACAUUUUCAUGAUAUCCUGUUUUUUCUGUAAAUGACAGAUUAGGUGUAGAGUUCAGUUACCCACAGAUCUUUCCUUCACAAUCUAGGACUGCUGUACUGCUGAGGGGAAACAGACAACCAGUGGUUGCUUUCUGUAUAAAGAUUUGGACAUGGAUAAUCUUACAAGAAUUUUAUGAUUGCUGUUCGGUUAUAUUUAAUUAAACAGUAUCUUAUUCUCCAGUUCAUGGGAACCCUCCCUAUCUUAGGGUAGGGCAGGGAAUUGGAAGGGUUCCCAGAGAAAGACCAGGGUUGCGUGGAAAAGCAGGGGAUCCCACCAGUUUUUCACGUGUCAGGCAACUUGGAGCCAAGCAGAGGUAAGUGCUUGUAACUCUUUACCACAGCAGUGCAUGGAAGACUUAGAAGUUAUUCACUUAGGGAUAGCAAAUGACCGAGCUCUUAUAUUUGAAGUAAAUACUACAAAACAUUCCCCCCCCCUCCCCAAUUUGCUGGCAUUAAUUAAGCUGAAUUGAGUUCUUUGCUUCAUCUGGUAUUCUAGUGCCCACUCAACUUGUCAAGCCUGAGGUUUCUGUUCUGAUCUAAGUAUCUCUUUUGAGAUUUGUUGUCUGUCUUCUGCUUUCCAGAUCUCAGAGAAGUGUUUUCCACAAGAGGGUAUAAGACAGCAUUUUGCAUUAACCCACUGCCAUGAAAUAGGCUGUUAAUUCCUAUUCCUUGCACUACCUUUGCUUGGAUCAUGACAGUGUAUUAUUACCCAUCUCUGCUUAGGGAAAGAGAACGACUCCAGUGAGCACAACCUGCCUACUUGUUCCUGUUGGGAUUCAGGUAAAACACAGAUUCUCACACGCUCAGGCAGACACCUAAAAUGGUGUUAGCAAGUCCCAUGGCUGAAAGCCAAGACAUGAGUAGUGCUCCCUCAUACACAUCUCAGAUGGACCUGUCACUGCUGCUCAGUCAACAGCAGUGUCGAAAACCAAGGAGCAGUGCUUCCUCUCCUCUUCACAGAGCUCUUAACUGUUGGUAUAAUAGACAGUCUGUUGCCUUUAAGAAAACAAACAUGUGAACUCUCCUGCAUCUAAUAUUAAGUGACAUUGUCAAAAGAGGUUGUGGUCAAUCUCCUUGAAGAAGGAAAGGAGCUUUUCAGGACAGCAGUUUCCUAAACAAGAACCUGCUAUAUCUAAUGGGGAGGUCUUCUGCCAAACAGUGCUGCUCCAGGGAACCUGCAGCGCUUCCAGGAAGGCAUGCAUGGUAUGGAGGUGACUGCUGAAGAUGUUGAUGAAGAGUGGCAAGGACUUGAAGAAAAUGUUGCCCAUGUCCCCUUCACUGCGGAGCGCUACUCUGAGGCUGAAAUGAUUAAAAGGUCACAGACAUUUUAUGAGCUUCUAAAUAAGAGGCGAUCUGUCAGGUUUCUUAGUGAUGAGCCGGUCCCCAGGGAGGUUAUCGAUAAUGUCAUCAGAACAGCAGGUACUUCACCUAGUGGAGCACACACUGAGCCCUGGACCUUUGUGGUAGUGCAAGAUCCAUAUUUAAAACGUAAGAUUCGUGAAAUUGUAGAAGAAGAAGAGGAAAUCAACUACAAAAAAAGGAUGGGAGACAGAUGGGUUAAUGACCUGAAAAGAUUCAGAACAAACUGGAUCAAAGAGUACUUGGACACUGCUCCAUAUCUGAUCCUCAUUUUCAAGCAGGUAUAUGGGCGGCUUCCAAAUGGCAAGAAGAAGACGCAUUACUAUAAUGAAAUCAGUGUUUCGAUUGCCUGUGGUAUCCUGCUUGCUGCACUGCAGAAUGCAGGUCUGUACACGGUGACCUCCACACCCCUCAACUGUGGUCCCCAGCUCCGGGUGCUGCUCCAGCGCCCAGCAAAUGAGAAGCUACUCUUGUUGCUCCCUGUUGGCUAUCCCAAGAAAGAUGCUACUGUGCCUGCGCUGACCAGAAAGCCGCUGGAAGACAUCAUGGUGGUCAUGUGAGCCCAGUGCCAGGAGGAAGGAGUGCAUCCCUGCUGACAGCUAGGAAGCAGCAGCCUGAUGAAGUUGUCAUUGCUGUUUCUUUGCAUCAUCCCCUAUGUCACUGUUGCUCUCUGGCAGUUUACAUCUGUAUUUCUUUUAGUGCUACUAACAGCAGUGAGCAAUCAAGCGCUGUGCAUUUGACAGGUGCUGUCACUUAUGAAACCAGGCAGUUGUUCCAGGGGACAAUGGCAUUUAAAUGACCUUCAUCACUUGAUUUUUCUCAUGCAUUGGGGGGGACAAAUCUUUCCUUGAACUGGAAUAUAUAUUCUUCUUAUACUUUUCUGAUUGCCAUUACACAGUUAUUUUAAGAAUUUUAAUGAAGGUUGUAUUAAAAGAUAUAAAGAGGUCAGA